UCUGAAGCCUUGAAGCAGGCAUGUUACAACUUGGAAAGCAUCCCACUCACAAUUUCAAAGUGAACAAGUCCUACUAGCUGAUGGGUGGAGCUUUGACCAGCAGAUCUCAUGUCACUCCUCGCUUCAUUCUUUGAAUUUUACCAAUUCAUUCAGCCAGCACCUGAAACUAGAGCACUGCCACUCUAUUGAACCGCUUCAACCACAAUGGAGGUUACUCGCAACAACGCGGUGUAUGGAUGGGGGCCGGCCCAACCCAACCCAGUCCAAGCAGCAAACCCCUUCAUAGAGAUCAUCGAGCAGCCGAAACAGAGGGGGAUGAGGUUUAGAUAUAAAUGUGAGGGGCGUUCAGCCGGCAGCAUACCUGGAGAAAAAAGCAACGACACCACCAAGACUCACCCAGCCAUUAAGGUGCACAACUACAACGGCCCCUUGCGAAUUCGCAUCUCCUUGGUGACGAAGAACGCACCGCACAAGCCUCAUCCCCACGAACUGGUCGGGAAAGACUGCAAACAUGGCUACUACGAGGCCGACCUGCAGGAGAGACGAAUACACAGUUUUCAGAAUCUGGGCAUACAGUGUGUAAAGAAGAAGGAUGUGAAUGAAGCCAUCACUUGCAGGCUGCAGACCAAUAAUAACCCCUUCAACAUUCCUGAGGCUAAGGUGUGGGAGGAGGAGUUUGACCUGAAUUCAGUGAGACUUUGCUUCCAGGCCUCCAUCACUCUGUCAACAGGGGAGUUUAUCCCACUGGAGCCCAGAGUAUCACAGCCCAUCUUUGAUAACAGAGCCCCAAACACAGCUGAGCUGAAGAUCUGCCGAGUCAACCGCAACUCUGGAAGCUGCAAAGGAGGGGAUGAAAUCUUUCUGCUGUGUGACAAAGUGCAAAAAGAGGACAUCGAGGUGCGUUUCUUCCAGGACACUUGGGAGGGAAAGGGUACUUUCUCCCAGGCCGAUGUCCACAGGCAGGUGGCCAUUGUGUUCCGCACACCGCCGUACCGUGACACUAACCUCACCGAGCCCGUUAGAGUCAAGAUGCAGCUCCGCAGACCAUCUGACCGCGAAGUCAGCGAGCCAAUGGACUUCCAAUACCUGCCCGCUGACCCAGAUGAAUACAGGCUGAGUGAGAAGCGAAAACGUACAGGGGACAUGUUCCAGAGCCUGAAGCUGGGGCCCGUUCUGUCGAGUGUGUCCAUUCCGACAGAUAGAAGACACAUUAGCCCGGCGAGGAGACAAGUGACAGCCAAGCCUCAAACAAUGAAUACACAAACUGCAGCAGUGGUGCCCCCUAGUGCCACAGGAGCGAAACCACAGCCCAUGUUCUCUUACAUGCAGCAAGGCCAGCUCUUCUCAGCCCAGCCUAAGGUAGAGGCCUCCUCCUCAAGCUCCACUACAACUCAAAGCCAAACAUGGAAGAUCAUGGAGAGCCUGAACCUGGGCCCUCAGCCCAAAGCCACUGCAGUGCCCAGCUUCACAAUGAGCCAGGCACCAGCCUUUUCCUCCACCACCACCUCCACAGCCAACCAGGACUACACAACCGUCAACCUGUCAGACCUGCAUGAGUUCUUUCCCAACUUUGCUGGAGUCAUGUCCCAGGAUUCAGGAGCUUCACAGGGAAGCAUGGCCCCCUCCCAGACCAGCAGCCCCUUGACCCUCCAGGGCUCUCAGUUCCGGGAUGAAGCACCACUGCCAGUGGAUGAUAUCCCAGAGUUCCCCAGCUUUCCAGGCCAGGCUCCAGGCACCCUGGACAGCCUAGACAUGGAAGACUUUGUGGACCUUCUGAACCCCCGCCUCAUGGGUGACAGUGGAAACAGCACCUCCAUGCUUGCCCAAGCUUCAUGCCAACAAGCUUCCGCUCCCAGCUCCUCUACUGCUGCCCAGAACACUUCUGACCCUGCCAGCACCCCAGGAAGCACCUGGAUGAAUUACCCCCACAGCAUCGUCAACUUGCUCCAGAACGAGGGCAUGAUGGACCUCAUACCCAACAACAACCACCGGCCCGCUGUGCUGGAUGAAUUUGAUGAAUUGAUGUCAGCUGACGAGGAUCGUCUUAUUUCCAUUUUGAAUAGCCAAACCGGUUUUGUGUCAGGACACCCAACUUAAAGGUUGUCCACAUGAUUUUUAUUUUUUUAAACAGACAUAUUAACAAGCCCCGUUCAACAGACAUCUUGCAUCUUCCCCUUUAGUCUUCUGAACUAAAACUGCUUUGCUAUUAAAGACAUAAAAUGGAUACAAGGUGGACAUGAAGGGCUUGAGGAGACAGAAUGUAGCACAGGUGCUCACUGAGGACUCGCUUAUUGAAAUACCAGCAAAGAUGAUUUCCUAUUGAGGUUCUUGAACAUGUUAAGCAUGAUUUUGUACUGUCAUUGUACCAAUUGGGCAAGUCUAGUAUGUAAUUGUGAUGUUCAUCGUCUAGAGUGAAAUGUUUCACUUUGUCUGCCUGUUUAGAAUAAACAAAGGGGCUGGUUUUCUCAAUAAGAACAUUAGUCAGAUAUAGAGGUAAGCGUGCAAAUCAUGUAUUUUCAGUAAUAUCUCCAAUGUAUUACUUUUGAUUUUUAAAUGUUUCACAGGAUUUCUGAAGGUCAGCAGUAACACCACUUUCUUCAUACAGGUGCCUUUGUUGAGUCUCAACAAAAUGUAGUGUUCAGAACCACAUGAAGGUCUAUGUGUAAAUAAUUAUCAAACAA
Molecule: messenger RNA, 2681 nt
Organism: Scomber japonicus (chub mackerel)
Lineage: Eukaryota; Metazoa; Chordata; Actinopteri; Scombriformes; Scombridae
Gene: rela
Product: v-rel avian reticuloendotheliosis viral oncogene homolog A
Exons: 11
Coding region: 205-2097 (630 amino acids)
Biological process (GO): canonical NF-kappaB signal transduction; inflammatory response; innate immune response
Cellular component (GO): cytoplasm
Molecular function (GO): RNA polymerase II cis-regulatory region sequence-specific DNA binding; DNA-binding transcription factor activity, RNA polymerase II-specific
Source: RefSeq, a predicted model, not a curated record